AUGAUUAAAAUCCUUGCUGCCCUCGUCGUCUUCAUUUUUGUGGUGGCGCGCUUGAAAAAACGAAAAACACCCAUCUCAGUUCUCGUCACCGACCCAUACGAGGCGAAACAAAUACUCCGCAACAGCGAUAUAACUUCCCGUGCCAUACCGAACCAGAGGUUGAGAAAGUCUUUUGACAUAUCCAAUCCGUUCACUAACUCAAACGACGAAUAUCGUCAGAAAUUUCGGAACGUCAUUAUAAACAGCAUCGGCUUGAAGGAAGACGGAUGGAAGAGGCUUGCAAAAUUAGCACUCGAGACGGUAAAUUAUCAGAAAUACAAGGAAAAGGAUACAGUUGAGCUCGUUCCCUGGAUUCAAAACAUCGCCCUGAAUGUUAUACUACGUGGUUAUAUGGGUUUCGACGCGAAUAUCCAUGGGAUUGUUGACGAUAUCCCGAAACUUAUAAACGACAUUUGGAUUAAAUCAAAAGAAUUCAACAGCAACAGGCAGUCAAUCUCGAAGUCAAAAUGUUUGCUCAUGAAUCUUCUCCACAAAGCAUCCUUGCAACAAAGCGAAGAAAAGGGCAUCGGCCAUGCUCCCAAUGUGUUACAAGAAAUCUCGAAAAUUGCGCAAAAACAUUUAGACAAUGUUCGAAGUUUCACACAACCCUCUCCUCGGAUCGAUGAGCCCACGGCGGAUGAACUGAAAUCACCGUUAAAUAUCUUGCUUCCGGCAUAUGAAACAAUGUGGAGAGUCCUGUUAUAUGCCGUCUUGGAAAUAAAAGUGAGAGGGUUGUUGAAAAGCAGAAAUGAUGAAAGGAAGGUCAAAAAUAAUUUCCUUAAGCGCCUGGAUACCGAGGCCAAAGAUUUACUCAGAAAUCCGCAUCGCGCCUCAAAAAACAAUUCAUUAAACCUCAUUGUGAAAGAAACAUUAAGAUUAUAUCCGGCAACACGUCACAUACAUCGGGAGAAGGACGGGUGGAAGUACAUAAUAGAUGUAGAGGCUAUUCAUCGUAAUCCUACGGCUUGGGGAAGCGACGCUUCUCGCUUCAAUCCUGAGCGAUUCAAAGAUUUUUCACAAAAUGAUCACUAUAUCCCAUUUUCGGUUGGACCAAUGCAAUGUGUAGCAACCAAAUUUGCGCCAACCUUGGCCGCCAUUCUAAUUGCGUCGGUCAUAUCUUCCGUUGAUAUUCUGGAUAUUGUGGGUAACAACACGGUUUCUAAAUAUCAAGCGAAUCCCGAUAUUCCAUUUGAGAACAGUCGCCGGUCCUUUGAGAAUACCUUUGUAAGAAUUGUAACACGAUCGUCGUGA
This is a messenger RNA of Acaulospora colombiana, 1290 nucleotides long. Lineage: Eukaryota; Fungi; Glomeromycota; Glomeromycetes; Diversisporales; Acaulosporaceae. The record is from the annotation of a GenBank genome assembly.